Sardina pilchardus (European sardine) is the source of this 6670-nucleotide messenger RNA. It is a transcript of the gene ocrl, whose product is annotated as OCRL inositol polyphosphate-5-phosphatase. NCBI's taxonomy places the organism in Eukaryota, Metazoa, Chordata, Actinopteri, Clupeiformes, Clupeidae. Gene Ontology annotation, cellular component: membrane; cytoplasm. The transcript has 24 exons. The record is from RefSeq and is a predicted model, not a curated record. Gene Ontology annotation, molecular function: phosphatidylinositol-4,5-bisphosphate 5-phosphatase activity; inositol phosphate phosphatase activity. Gene Ontology annotation, biological process: signal transduction; phosphatidylinositol dephosphorylation. The coding region runs from base 574 to 3555 and encodes 993 amino acids.
AUGUUCAGUAGCCAGGCUAACUUAGUUGGCUGCAGCUAGCUACCCAACUAGCGACGUGGAUAUAUUGACAUUAAGGAAACGGUCCUAAAUAUAGUGGGAAGAAUGUCCACAUGGACAAAAAAUAUAGCCAGUCAUUAAUGGCAAUUGUCCACCAGUUUAGGUAAUGUAACGUUAGCUGUCGUCCUGGUCCCACAGGGCUGAAUCACUUAUGGCAACAUUAGCUAGCUAGUCGCUCAUCUAGCUAGCCAACUGUCGAUAACUGACUGGGAAGACAUCUCGGCAGGCUACAUUUAGCUAACCAGCAAAGUUAACGUUACCUCGCGACUGGUUGUAUAUCUGACAACAGAUUAACAACGUUUUUAUCUGAAAGGCACAAUAUUUCACCGCAUCGUUUCGGACCAAACCAAUGUCAAUUCUCAACGCUAACGUUGGCUAACCUAGCGAUACUAUCCUAACUUGGAUGUGAAGAAAUCUCUCCGGAAGGCCGCCGGUGUAGGGGUGGGGACUUCAAGGGGUUUACACGGAAAAAACAUCUGGAGAAACACUGACCGGAGGAAAGGACAUUACAAUUUAAUGAUGGAGUCGUCUUUGGGACUAAGUCAGGAUAAAUGUGUGGCAACGGUAAAAGGUGUGGAACAUCGGGCUGGACAGAAGGAACCAAGACUUCUCUCUCUCAUCGAGCGCUCUGGGGAGUUUGAGUUGGGAGUUUUGGCAAAUCCUGAUUCUGUUGUGACAAGUCCUCAGCCUGACCUGUAUAUACCCAUCAAUAGUCAUUUUCACAUAGUACGAGAGGCCGAGGAGGCUCUUCUAAUAGAUAUCCCCCUAAACGCCUCGUUUCGUGUGCGUCUGAGGGGCGAGCGUAUCCCUGAGCUGCUGCUGGAGCUACAGGACGAUGAGCGCAGUCAGAACUUCAUCACGCAGGUGAAGAGGGCCAAGCAGCUCGCGGAGUCCAAGACCAGCGUGCCCAAAGCCCAGGAAGCUGUCGUCCCUCCCCCGCGGAAGGCGUCUGUGCCCAUCGCUCCGCAGAGAGGUGUCUCCAGAUCGGUCAACGCCGCCCCCCCUGUCGGCGGCAACCCCGCCCGGAACUCCGUGCCUCCCAACCCCAAGAGCAACUCGUUAGGGAAGCAGACCAACUCAGACCCAGCUCUCUCGCUGGCCACCGACUUUGGCUUCGAGGACAAUUUCAACCAUGCGCUGAAGGUGGAGGAGAAGAAGAACCAGCAGAACCGUAGCAGCAGCAGCACCACCACCACCACCAACGCCGCUGCCGUCGCCCCGCCCCCACCCAGGGAGCGUCUCCCGGCCCCCCCACUGCCGCCCCGUAAGGGCUCCUACACCCCAUCGGCGCCACUGCCCGCCACCCCGCCGCCCAGAGACCGAGGGCCCGCCGUGCAGAACAUGACUCCCGUGAGAAUAGACGCCCGGCCGGCGGUGGACAAGAACUCCACCUGGACGGACAGCCCGUCCAGCAACACCAUGCGGCAGGCGCUGCUGAGCCAGGGCCAGAGGGAGGGCAUCAUCCGCCACCGCAUGGCCAAGAAGGAGAAGGAGUACGUGGACCUCAAGAACUUCAGGUUCUUCACGGGGACGUGGAAUGUGAACGGCCAGUCUCCCGACUACAGCCUGGAGGCCUGGCUGUGCUGUGACCCCGACCCACCUGACGUUUACGCCCUGGGGUUCCAGGAGCUGGACCUGAGCACAGAGGCCUUCUUCUACAUGGACUCCUCCAAGGAGCAGCAGUGGGCGGAGGUGGUGGAGAGGAGCCUGCACCCCAAGGCCAAGUACAAACGGGUGCGCAUCGUUCGUCUGGUGGGCAUGAUGCUGGUGGUGUUUGUCAACAAGGAGCACAAGCACCACAUCCGAGAAGUGGCGGCGGAGCACGUUGGCACGGGCAUCAUGGGCAAAAUGGGCAACAAGGGCGGCGUGGCCGUGCGCUUCGUGUUCCACAACACCAGCUUCUGCUUCGUCAACUCCCACCUGGCGGCCCACGUGGACGACUUUGAGCGACGGAACCAGGACUACAAGGACAUCUGCGCCCGCAUGAGCUUCCACCUGCUGGACUACCCUCCCCUCAGCAUUGUCAAGCACGACGUCGUGGUCUGGCUGGGAGAUCUGAAUUAUCGUCUGUUCUCGCUGGACGCAACGGAGGUGAAGAAGCACCUCAGCAAUAACGACCUGCGGAAACUGCAGGAGUAUGACCAGCUUAACAUCCAGAGGCAAACAAAGAAGGCGUUCACUGACUUCAUGGAGGGAGAGAUCAACUUCAUCCCCACGUACAAAUAUGAUCCCAAGACCGAUAAUUGGGACUCCAGUGGGAAGUGCCGUGUCCCUGCCUGGUGCGACCGGGUGUUGUGGCGCGGCCUCAACGUCAAGCAGCUGCACUACCGGAGCCACAUGGAGCUGAAGACCAGCGACCACAAGCCCGUCAGCUCGCUCUUCAGCAUCGGGGUGAAGGUCGUGAACGAGCAGCGGCACAAGAAAGUCUUUGAGGACACGGUGCGCAUGCUGGACCGCAUGGAGAACGACUUCCUGCCCUCGUUACUGCUGACUCGCACUGACUUCACCUUUGAGAACGUGAAGUUCCGGCAGCUGCAGCUCCAGUGUUUCCAGAUCACCAACGACGGCCAGGUGCCGUGCCACUUCGCCUUCAUCCCCAAACUCAACGACACGCAGUACUGCAAGAACUGGCUGAGGGCUGAGCCCUGCGACGGCUACCUGGAGCCCAACGAGACGCUGGAGAUCCACCUGGAGGUGUACGUGAGCAAGGACUCGGUGACGCUGCUCAACUCGUGCGAGGACAAGAUCGAGGACAUCCUGGUGCUGCACCUGGACCGCGGCAAGGACUACUUCAUCACCAUCUCGGGCAGCUACCAGCCCAGCUGCUUCGGCACGUCGCUGGAGACGCUGUGCCGCAUGAAGAAGCCCAUCCGCGAGAUCCCCGUCACCAAGCUCAUCGACCUGGGAGAGGAUAGCUUCACGGAGAAGGAGAAGUCCAAGAUGAACUUCCUGCUGAUGGACAGCGCUGGGACCGAGGACAAGCCCCUGAAGAUCCCCAAGGAGGUGUGGCUGCUGGUGAACCACCUCUUCACUAAGGCCUGCCACCAGGAGGACCUGUUCCAGACUCCAGGCCUGCAGGAGGAGCUGCAGGGCAUCAUAGACUGCUUGGACACCAGCAUUCCAGACACCAUCCCUGGCUGUAAUCACUCGGUGGCGGAGGCGCUGCUGAUCUUUCUGGAAGCUCUGCCGGAGCCCGUGGUGUGUUACGAGCUGUACCAGCGCUGCCUGGAGAGCACGCACGACAGCCGCCUGUGCAAACAGCUGAUCUCUCAGCUUCCCCGGGCUCAUCGCAAUGUGUUCCGCUACCUGAUGGCCUUCCUCCGAGAACUACUGAAGCACUCAAUAGACAAUAACCUCACCGCCAGCCUGCUAGCGUCUCUCUUUGCCAGUCUUCUGAUCCGGCCCCCUCCGAACAUGGUGAACCGGCAGGCGUCACCGGACCGGCAGAAGGCCAACGACUUCAUCCUGGGCUUCCUCAUGUCAAGUGAUGAUGAGUGAGGGGUCAAAGUUCAAGGGUCGGCAGUGAAGGGUCACGCCCCCCACCCUUCCUCUGCCCUGUGUGAUGUACCAGUUCAGGUGGACUUGAGGCCUGGAGCAAAAUAGUUGAGGUGUGUGUGUCUGUGUGUAAGUGUGUGUGAUUGAAGGUGUAUGUGUGUGAGUGAGUGAGUGAGUGUGUGUGUAAGCCCCAUGGCUGGAUGCAUCAAGAAGACACUGUGCUAUGGUUGUUGGAGAAUCUUUUCUUUUUUUGCACACAGAGACGGCUGUCCUCCUUGAGCCCAUCAUCACAGUGUGUUCGUGUGUGUGUGUGUGUGAUUGUUUGUAUGUGUGUGUGUGUGUGUUUGUGUACGUUCCUCCCCUCGACUGCCUUUUUUUGCACAGUGGCUGUGGAGGAGAGGCCUGGGAGAGAGGGCCGUGUGCCUCUAAGGUCCUCCUCGAUGCCUCCCCCACGGGCCCUCAUCCGUGCCGUCAGUUUCCCCCCGCCCCUCCUCCUCCUCCGUGUCCAAUCCAAUCCACUACCCCCACGUGUACCUUAAACAUGCUGCACAGCGCUGCAGUCCACGCCAAAAACCAAACACACCAACUGAAACGUUCAGGAAGAGUGCUCUUCAACACACUAAGUUUGGCCAUCCGAGCCACCGUCUGCAAGCUGAGCAUUACUGUUGUCAUGUCUGGCCUUCUCCCUGUUUCUGAAGCUCAAUGGACCUUGUGGGUGUGUCGCACCCAAGGCAGAUGGUGAGCAGGAGAAUGGUAUUCAGGUUUUACUGAAGAGGAACUCACCAGUGGACCUGAGGAGUGACUAUUAUUUUGAGUUAAGUCCCUCUAGUUCCUGAGGUUCCCAGUUCCUGAGCAGGAGUCGUCAGGAACCUCCACUGUGACGGCCCAUCCCCUCAAUGCCGUUCAUGGCCUGGACACCGAGGAGGAUGGCAUGUCAUGUGUUGCACGUCAUGGAUCCAGGCAGACUCGAGGAGAAGAGGUGUUUUCUCAUGGGAUGACUAUGACAAUCGACUACCUUUCUAGAGGCAGAGGAGCUAGACAAAACUGCUAGAGCGGUUAUUUGGGAGUAACAGUAGGUGGGAGUUAUUCUAGAGUCAUUAAUGGGAGGGUGUAGAUACAUGGUAGUGUAAGCGAAUGUUAUUUAUAUGCAUAUAUAUAUAGAUAUAUACACACACACACACGUGUGUUUCUCUGCUCAUCUGAUAUCUUGAUCAUGUCAUGUUCUGUAUUUUUUUUUUCAUGGUUCAUAGUUUGUUUUCGUUUUCUGAAACACUCUUUGGAUAUACCACAUCUGUCAGUGCCCCAACCCCCCACGUUACUGCUCCCAAAGCGUCUGGGAAGGUCAGCUGGACCUGGGCGGACUGGCCCAGCUCACUGGCCAGCUGGGUUGGACACUGGAGCUGUGAAGCUUUGGUCAUUGAUCCCGUGAGCCCUCAACAGUUCCUUUCCUCUCCCAGACUGCCUUCUUAAACCCCAAGCCUGUGCUCAGAGAUCUCAAACUGUACCUUUUUACCCCAUUGUCUUAACUGUUCUAUGUGUGUACCAUAACUGUCUCUCUCUCUUUCUCUCUCUCUUGGUGGGUGUUUAUUAAGUGUGCUGUCGUGUCUUAACUGCUAUGGUGGAGUGACCGUGUUUCUCUGUUCUUUCCUGUUGAUGUCGCCAUCAUCGCUUAUGUUGAGAGUGUUGAACACACUCACACAUCCAGAAAUCCCAAUCUGUGUUUACAGUCUUCAACCAUGACUUUUACUUCUUAAGUGUAUGUGAGAGUGAAUGUGUACGUGUGUAUUAAGUGUGUAUGCUCUUGUAUGGCUGUGUGUGCAUAUGUGGGGGUGUGGCUUACCUCUCUGUGUGACAUGCUACUAUUUGGCACAUGACACUUCACGGAGCUGAAACCGCAGGAUGAGAAUUUUUUUUUUCUUCUUUUCUUGCAAGUUCAUUUCCUCUUGUAAGCUCUGUGGAAAAAAGGGUUGUCUGUAACCUAAGUUUGUUCCACGGAAGUGCUGCGCACUGGUAUUUAUCCUGGAACAGGACCAUUUUGAAAUCCACAAAAAGAAGUUCAGUGCUUAGCCAUCUUUAUCAUCUGAAUGUGUGAAAUGUCACUGCUGAUGAUCAGUUGACAAGAAUUUUUUCGAGCUGUUACUUCGACUGCCUUUCAUUUUGAAUGGAAAGGGCAGCUGUAUAACGUUUGGUUGCUAGCUGCAGCAGUUGAUCCAUUAAAAGACCGCAGUCACGCUCCGUGCUGCCAUUUCAAAGACUGUCCAAUGAUCUUGUUCCUUAGAGAUGUAGUCAGGCGGGCCGUUCUUUGAAUGCCCUUCUGAACACUCUUGCCUUCUUCCUUUCCUUUCUGAACUCUUUCUUUUCAAAACUGUUGUGUCAUUUUCUUGCCUUUCACACAAUCGGUGUCUGUGCCGCUACAUUUCUGGUGGGACUGGUUGAGCACUGGAAGCAUAAUCAUCAUUUCAGCAUUUUACUUGAAUGAUUGAAUAACUGAAUAUUUUCCUUGAAUUCCUGCUGGCAUUAAGCCAGAGGGAUAUUUGGACGAAGACCUCAAAGCAACCGGUUCUCACACCAGACCCUCACCGAGUGGUCGUCCCCUCCUGACCCCCGGCGGCAGCUUUGGGCCCAGUAGCGCCACAUCAGCAGAUUGUAGGUCACCCCAUCAUCAUGUCUUUCAUAAUCUCCUGUUUCCCAGAAACCUCAGUAAAUCGGCUCAGUAGACUCAACCUCCUACGCCCCCCACCCCUCCCCACCCCUCCCUGCCUUAAACGCUUGCUCAGCAUUGCCAAACCAACGAUGCUUAGGAAGGAGAAAUCCAUCACGUAUGACAGAAGAGAGUCACCGUGUGGUAGUCUGUGACUUCCCUGCUUUUAGGCUUUUUGGCAUAGCUAGGCCACCAUCCCCAUAACCCAGGCUGGUUGAAACUUUUGAACUGAAUGUUUACUCCUGUGACGUAAAUGUUGUCUUCAGCUGUUUGUUCUGAGUGUUUGUUUUUUUUUCUAACGGUCCCUCUCAUAAUUAUGGUACUUAUGCAAACAAAAACUUGCACACAUUGUCAUUUCUCCCUUAUUUUUGGUACUUUUAAUUUAUUUAAUGGAAAUAAAACUUAUUUGAAAACGUA